GAUCUUAAGAAAAGAUGCUACUGCUGUACGUGAUUACUGUAUUGAUAAUGGUCUCCAUGUCACUCGGAUGUUCAUGUGCGAAAACAUCGCUUCAUCAGUAUGUAUGUGAUUCGGAAUUUAUUAUAAGAGGAAGCAUCAGAUCAGUACCUGGCCCCCAAUCAAACACUGAUGUGUACUACAAUGUGACAAUUUUGGAUAUUUUUAAGCAACCCUCGUAUGCUUUGUCGAAAGGUAAAGAAGUCAAAAUCUGGACUCCAGGAAAUGAUGGGGUAUGUCGGGCGCCCUUUAGUCACGGAGAGGAUUACUACAUUGGAGGUAGUAUCGAAAGAGGAACUGGUAAACUAAGGACUCAUUUGUGUAAUUUCCGGAGCAGGACGUUAACAUUAAAAGAAUGCCAGAAAAGAAUGAUUGCGGGAAAUGUAUUUGACUGCAGUUGUAAGACACCUGAAUGCUUUCAAGAUUGUUGAAGAUGAUGACUUUUUGUAAGAUAAACUGUUACUGAGCUGCUAUUUUUUUUAAUUAUGUAACCUGCGCAAGAACGUGUAAUAAGGACGCUUCCAAUAGAUAAUGUGUGAACAAAGACAU
This is a messenger RNA of Mytilus trossulus (common blue mussel), 585 nucleotides long. RefSeq lists its product as uncharacterized. Gene Ontology annotation, molecular function: protein binding; metalloendopeptidase inhibitor activity. Bases 15 to 467 code for a protein of 150 amino acids. The transcript has 5 exons. NCBI's taxonomy places the organism in Eukaryota, Metazoa, Mollusca, Bivalvia, Mytilida, Mytilidae. The record is from RefSeq and is a predicted model, not a curated record.